AUGAAGCUCAUGAGCGACUAUGAGGUGACACUGGUCAACGACAACAUGUUAGUCCACCCUACUGAGUUCUAUGUUAGGUUCAAGGGUCCGGUAGAGACGCCAUUCGAGGGUGGUCUCUGGAAGAUCCACGUCGAGUUGCCGGAUCAGUAUCCGUACAAGAGUCCCAGCAUCGGCUUUGUGAACAGGAUAUUCCACCCUAAUAUCGACGAGCUCUCUGGCUCCGUCUGCCUUGACGUCAUCAACCAGACAUGGUCGCCAAUGUACGACAUGAUCAACAUCUUCGAGGUCUUCCUUCCCCAACUCCUACGAUACCCCAACCCAACCGAUCCCCUCAACGGCGAGGCUGCAGCGCUUUUGAUGCGCGAACCGAAAAGCUAUGACGCCAAGGUGAAGGAAUACGUCCAGAAGUACGCCAACAAGGACACUGCCGAGGACUCUGACAAAGACGAUGGCGAUGACGACGAGAUGAGCUCUGUCGGCAGCUAUGAGUCAGGCGAUGAAGACGAAGCGGCGGGCAACAUGGAGGACAUCUAA
Messenger RNA from Alternaria atra, 534 nucleotides. RefSeq lists its product as uncharacterized. The coding region runs from base 1 to 534 and encodes 177 amino acids. The transcript has 7 exons. Lineage: Eukaryota; Fungi; Ascomycota; Dothideomycetes; Pleosporales; Pleosporaceae. The record is from RefSeq and is a predicted model, not a curated record. Gene Ontology annotation, cellular component: nucleus. Gene Ontology annotation, biological process: ubiquitin-dependent protein catabolic process; protein polyubiquitination. Gene Ontology annotation, molecular function: ubiquitin conjugating enzyme activity.